Messenger RNA from Seriola dumerili (greater amberjack), 2555 nucleotides. Its product is annotated as WAS/WASL-interacting protein family member 3-like. Gene Ontology annotation, molecular function: actin binding. The transcript is spliced from 7 exons. Bases 1 to 1413 code for a protein of 470 amino acids. The record is from RefSeq and is a predicted model, not a curated record. Lineage: Eukaryota; Metazoa; Chordata; Actinopteri; Carangiformes; Carangidae.
AUGGGGGAUGUUUCAGAUUUCUCUGGAAAGGAUGGAGCGCUUGCUUCUUCCUGUUUUGUGCUGUACAGUGGUGAAAGCUCUUCCUGUUCGAAGAGGAGGUGUCCGUCUGAGCUUCCUAAGCUCCAGUCUGCUGGUGGAGGAGGAGGAGGAGGAGGAGGAGGAAGGAAUGCCCUCUUGGCCGACAUCCAGAAAGGAACCAGACUUAGGAAAGUCACACAGGUCAACGACCGCAGUGCCCCUGUUGUCGAUAAACCUAAGACCAGCACUGGAGAUGUAUCCAGCAGCGUUGGUGCUUCUCAGGGUUCAUCAGGAGGGAUGGCACCCAUGGGACCCUCUUUGGGUGGGCUAUUUGCUGGAGGGUUUCCUACUCUCAGACCUAUAGGACAAAGAGACUUAGCAGGCAAGACUCCAGUGUCUCGCUCGAGCUCAUCAGUGUCCCUGAAGCCGCUGUGGAACCCACCCAUGUCACCAGACACAAGCAGCGUCCCCGAGCCUCACAGGACGGCGGAGCACCGGAGCUCCGCCCACAGGACAUUUGCUCCUUCAUCCUCUGCUCCUCCCUCUCCCUCUCAUGGCAGCAGGCACCCACCUCCUUUCGCUGCUUCCUCUCCUCCUCCAACUCCCCCUGCCCAUCCCUCUGCUCCUCCUCCGCCUCCCCCACCUCAAGCCUUCAUGGACCGUCCAGCCAACAGGCCUCCGCCUCUCCCCUCCUGCCCUCCCCCUCCACCUCCAUCUCAGGUGACCAAGCCCACCUGGCUCCCCAUCCAGCACUCCCACCACACCACCAUGUCCCAGCCCUCUACUCCGACCCCUCCUCCUCCUCCUCCACCUUUCCAACCUUCCUCCUCCAUCCCAGGGGACCGCUCCUCAGGAUGCUUCUUUCCUCUGCCCCCCUCUCCGGUCCACUCUGAACCUUCUAGGUUCCCAAUCCUGCGGGACAGCCCUCUGGGACCUCCUCCCCCACCUCCUCCUCCCCCUCUCCCGGCUUCUUUCACCCCCACCUGCCCAUCCACCCUUCCUCCACCACCGCCCAAGAUGGCCCCAGUACCGUCCCCAGCCAUGCGCUCUCUGCCACCAUCAUACCCCUGCAAUGCUCCCACGCGACGGCCACCUGCUGUGCCUAGAAGUGCAGGUGUGGGCCGGCUGGCUCCUCCUCCAGCUCCUCCGGCACGUUCUCCCACCACUGAGUUGUCCACCCGCAUUCCUCCCCCUCCCCCUCCACCUCCGCUGCCCCCAUCCAGUCUUAGGAAUGGACACCUGCACAGCCUGGAUGAUUUUGAAUCCAAAUUCCAGUUCCACCCUGUUGAGGAUUUACCUCCUCCUGAUGAAUUCAAGCCUUUCCCUCGGAUCUACCCCAGCAAAGAAAGCAGAGUGAACCCCAAACCACCUGGGAUCAGGACACACCUCAGAUGAGUCAGGCCUCACCCUGUUCUUCGUCCCCCACACACACAGCUAAAAGACUCUGUGUUCCACUUUGUUCUUGUGACAGCUCAUGACAAUCACAUAAUUGCCAUGGACUUAUUUGGAUGCAAGCCCUAUGUGUGAUUUGUUUGUGUUCAGUGUAUAAGUAUGUGAUACAGUAUGCGAGUGUCAAACAGGCUCCCGCCUUAUACUGACUAUGUGACCUCUGACCUUUUCCAGUGUGGAAUGUUUUGAAUGUGUGUGUGGAGGAGGAUGGCUCUCCCUACUCAUACUCAUAAGCUGCAGACAGACUCUACACACACACACACACUCCAAGGACAGUGUCUUCCAGUAGCUAUAUUUAACAAGGCUCUUGACACAGUUUUUAACAGCCUAAGCAUUUCAGUAUCUACAUACGGAAUAGAAAAUUCUGAUUUUAUGUCUUGAGAGUUAUCAAUUUGUCUUGAUACAUACAGUAGCACUUUUAAAGUCGGAAGUAAACCCACAAACAUUAUUAAACACCUGGUUUUAAAAUAGUACAGCUCCUUUAAAGACAGAUGUAUGAAAAAGGUCACCCAGCAACAACCUCUGUACAAGGUGAUGCUCCAUUAGCACUUGUAUGAAUGCGUAACAACAUACUCUAAUAAUGCUAAAUUUUAAAACUGAUGCUUUAAUGCUUGAGCAAAAUGAUUCUUUCUGUAUCUGUAUGUUUUCCUCCUAUAGAGCCAACAAGUCAGCCUAAUUUCAAUUUAAAACUCACUGUGAAAACGGCAUUGCAAGUGAACAGUUUUCACUAUUCACUCGCACAGCAGGGUAUGCUAACUGUGGGGGGGUCAUAAAUAAUUGUGCAUACAGUAUAGUGGUGCUCAUGUGUGUUUAUGUGACUGGUUUCUAAGUACCAAAAUGAUCUACAAAAAUGUAAAAACAAAUGUGAUGUGAAAAUGACUUACAUUGUGAAGAGUAUGGGAAUGCAUCUGUUUUAAGUUACACAGGUGUUGUCUUUUAUAAAUUGAUAAUGAGUGAGGUAUAGCAUUUCCUGUCUCCCACUGUAGUAACUAAUGCUAACACCUGUGAAGACAGUGCCACCUGCUGGUUCAAUGUGUAAUGUAUUACAAGGUAUGUCACAAAUACACCACUGCAUUUUGUUUUAAAAA